Molecule: messenger RNA, 1592 nt
Organism: Nanorana parkeri
Lineage: Eukaryota; Metazoa; Chordata; Amphibia; Anura; Dicroglossidae
Gene: RILPL1
Product: Rab interacting lysosomal protein like 1
Exons: 7
Coding region: 249-1436 (395 amino acids)
Biological process (GO): cilium assembly
Cellular component (GO): cytoplasm; ciliary basal body
Molecular function (GO): protein dimerization activity
Source: RefSeq, a predicted model, not a curated record
UCUGGUGUCAUGUAUCCAGAUCGCACAGAGUUGGUUGGCAGCUUUCCUGCCCUGAUUAGAAGGCCAGUGCAGGCUGGAGCUCGGGGGACGAUGGAGUCCGUGCAUGUUAUAUGAGAUCCCCCCACAUGAUCUGACUGCUUGCCGCACAAGGAGAUCGCCCUUCCCCCGGCUCUCCUCCAGCAGCGGCAGGAGGAGGAGGAGGAGGUUGUGUGCAGGACAGGAAAGAGGUUGGGAGGAGGGAAGGAGCCAUGGAGGGGAUCUCAGCCCUGGAGAAGAAUGUGGCCGAGUUGACGGUCAUGGAUGUGUAUGACAUCGCCUCUGCGGUGGGCCAGGAGUUUGAGAGAGUCAUUGACCAGUAUGGCUGCGAGGCCAUAGGCAGGCUGAUGCCCAAAGUGGUGAGGGUCCUGGAAAUCCUGGAAGUCCUGGUCAGUAGAAACAUCAACCCAGAAAUGGAAGAGCUCAGACUGGAGCUGGACAGGCUGAGACUGGAGCGGAUGGACAGGAUAGAGAAGGAGAAGAAGCAUCAGAAGGAGCUUGAACUGGUAGAAGAUGUGUGGAGAGGCGAAGCACAGGACCUCCUGGGUCAAAUAGCGCAACUACAAGAGGAAAACAAACAGCUUCUAUCAAACCUGUCCUCCAAAGAUGUCACUUUAACCGAGGAGGAGUUUCAGAAGCAUGAAGGCAUGUCUGAGCGAGAAAGGCAAGUGAUGAAAAAGUUAAAAGAAGUGGUGGAUAAACAGAGAGAUGAAAUACGAGCAAAAGACAGGGAGCUUGUACUUAAGAACGAGGAUGUAGAAGCGUUGCAGCAACAGCAGAGCCGACUCAUGAAGAUUAACCAUGACUUACGACACCGCAUCACAGUGGUGGAGGCACAAGGGAAGUCACUGAUAGAACAGAAGGUGGAGCUGGAAGCAUAUCUCCAAACGAAGGAACAAGAGGCCACUACCAUGAAACUGGAAAUUAGAAAGCUCAGAGAGAGAUUGAAGGGAGAGCAGCUGCAGAAUGGCGAAGAGAAAAAAGAGCAGGCUGAUGCCAUAAAUGAAGACCCCAUCUUUGAUUCAGACAAAACGUCUUUUGACCUGAAAGAUUCAAGUCGGCCCAGGUUUACAUUGCAAGAGCUGCGAGAUGUUUUACAUGAAAGGAAUGAGCUGAAAUCCAAGGUUUUCAUGCUGCAAGAGGAGCUUGCUUACUAUAAAAGCGAAGAAGCAGAUGAGGAAACAAAGCUGCCAACAAUGCCGCCCAUUAUUAACUCCAAAGCACCCAACCCACAGGAAUCUAGCAUCAAAAGGCUAUUUAGUUUUUUCUCCAGGGAUAAAAAACGGAUGCCCCUAUCACAGAGAAAUGCCACCUUCCAGGAAUCCUUUGGUGUCUGGUCAGAUUUCAACAGAGAUGAUGGUUACACAGAACAAGGACAAGAGGCGUUACAGCACAUGUGAAUGAACCGGAGGCUCAACAUUGCACACUGAACAGCUGAUGACAUUUUCUUUGUUGCGCUGCCUGCCUAAAAGCAUUUUACUUUGUGAACUUCACACAAGACAUACUGCACAUUUGCCAAGAGCUAAAGAAGACAACAACAACAACAAAAAAGAGCA